UCUCAGCUCAAGACAUUUUGGCUUCAACAACAAACAUUUACGCUUAUCUGACUUUGUAGAAUUUUACUUAUUAUUUUUAGAUUCUAUUUGAACCUCGUGUUUGCUUUAUUGCUUCAUUUGAUUAUCACCAAUCCGACACGUAGAGAUUAUAACAUGUCUCUAUACAAUCAACGAGACCUCAAUGAUGACUUAAAUCGAGAAUACUUGCCAAGUUAUCAUUCAUCAAGAUUUCAAAACUCCAAUCAUCCCAAUCAAGCUGUGCAGGAAAAUUUUAUCCAACUGACACUGCAACAUGAAAAGGAGUUAACCAGCGAUCCUGGCAUUGUCAUUCAAAAUCUUCGCUAUGGGGGUACAGACGAUCGGCAAGUGGUUGAUAUUUUUCAUCUCAAAACCACACCACCAACGGGCUCUCCACUUUUCGUCUAUAUUCAUGGAGGCUAUUGGCAAAUGCUGGAGAAAAUCCAUUCUUGCUCCAUUGUGGGACCAUUGCUGCGACGUAAUCAUCGUGUUGCUAUUAUGGACUACAACAUCUGCCCCCAAGUGACUUUGGAGGAAUUGAUUUCGGAGUUCAAAAGUUUCCUUGCCUGGAUCUUCGAUUAUGCUGAAAAGACGCAAACCAGUGAGAUUCAUUUUGCUGGUCAUUCCGCGGGGGCACAUCUUUUGGCGAUACUUUUAAAUGUGCCACAUAUCACGACACCUGAGAGGCGUCUUAAGGUAAAGCGAUUGUUCUUUAUCUGUGGAGUUUACGACUUGCGAGAACUUUGGCCCUUGACUGAGGUCAAUCCCAAUAAUAUACUUGGUUUAAACGCUACAAAUUCGAGAGCUCUGUCUCCUAUGUUGUGGAACUAUCCAGAGGUUUCGGUUUGGCAAGCAGGUGACACUCAUUUGUAUGUCCUAACCGCUCAGCACGAGAGCGUGACAUUCAUCGAACAAAGCCGCUCCUUUAGUGAGUGUUUGAAUAAAGCUGGAUUCUCUGUUACUUUCAAAAUGUUUGACAAUUACGAUCAUUUCGAUAUUAUCGAAGAAACGGCCAAGGAUGACUCGAAUAUAUCCAUUUACUUGCAGCACGCACUACUUUAAAACGAAAUGCAUAAAAUCUUACUUGAUAAGUUUUGUUUCACAGUACGAUUUAAUAAUAAUGCUUCAGCUGUUUUUGAAAAACA
Molecule: messenger RNA, 1163 nt
Organism: Drosophila willistoni
Lineage: Eukaryota; Metazoa; Arthropoda; Insecta; Diptera; Drosophilidae
Product: kynurenine formamidase
Exons: 2
Coding region: 154-1080 (308 amino acids)
Molecular function (GO): arylformamidase activity
Source: RefSeq, a predicted model, not a curated record